GAAGUAGAAAAAGAAAAAGAAAAAAAAGUUUGGGGGAAAACCAGAAGAAAAGUCCGAGAAAAUAGAUACAGGGAGAGAUCCUCGUUGACACGCAUCUAAAGGUCAGAAGAAGUCACAGGUGAUUUUCCCCGUUGAAUCAUCUCCUUCUCCCGUUGAAUCGGUCAAAUAUUCAACUCAAAAAAAGCGAAACCCUAGUAGCGAGCGCGAGGAGAGAGGAGGAGGGGAAUGGUCGGCGUGAUGAACAGAUUGAGGAAUCUGGACGCUUACCCUAAAAUCAAUGAGGAUUUUUAUAGGCGUACACUCUCUGGUGGUGUCAUCACCCUCGUUUCUUCAAUCGUCAUGCUAAUUCUCUUCUUCUCUGAGCUCCAGCUUUAUCUGCACCCGGUUACCGAGACUCAGCUCCGUGUUGAUACAUCAAGAGGAGAGAAGCUACGCAUCAAUUUUGAUGUUACAUUCCCUGCGCUUCAAUGCUCGAUUAUUAGUAUUGAUACCAUGGAUAUCAGCGGAGAGCGGCACCUCGAUGUGCGACAUGAUAUCAUUAAACGAAGAUUAGACUCUCAUGGCAAUGUCAUCGAGGCAAAACAAGACGGAAUUGGUCACACUAAGAUUGAAAAACCUUUACAAAAACAUGGUGGAAGGUUGGAGCACAAUGAAACAUAUUGUGGUUCCUGUUUUGGAGCUGAAAUGACGGAUGAAGCUUGUUGUAAUUCAUGUGAGGAAGUUCGUGAAGCUUACCGAAAGAAAGGUUGGGCCCUCUCAGACCCUGAAUCAAUCGACCAGUGUAAAAGAGAAGGCUUUGUGCAAAAGGUCAAAGACGAAGAAGGAGAAGGUUGUAAUGUUCACGGUUUCUUGGAAGUAAAUAAAGUUGCUGGGAAUUUUCAUUUUGUUCCCGGGCAGAGCUUUCAUCAUUCCGGUUUCCAGUUUCAUGAUUUGAUAAUGUUCCAUCAAGGCAACUACAAUAUUAGCCACAAGGUCAACAGGUUGGCCUUUGGGGACUUUUUCCCCGGUGUAGUGAACCCUCUAGAUGGUGUGCAGUGGAAUCAGGAAAAACAGAAUGGCGUGUAUCAAUAUUUCAUCAAGGUGGUACCAAGUGUAUACACUGAUGCUCACGAGAAUACAAUUCAGUCAAACCAGUUCUCUGUGACGGAACAUUUCCAGAACGCGGAAGCAGGUCGCAUGCAAUCCCCGCCUGGUGUUUUCUUCUACUAUGAUCUGUCGCCAAUCAAGGUUAUAUUUGAGGAGCAGCAUGUGGAGUUCUUGCACUUCUUAACAAAUGUUUGUGCCAUAGUAGGAGGUGUCUUCACGGUAUCGGGAAUAGUAGAUUCAUUCAUAUAUCAUGGACAACGAGCAAUUAAGAAGAAAAUGGAGAUUGGUAAAUUCAACUGAGCUGUUUUAUAGUCUUCUUGAGCAGUGACUUAGGUUUGAAUUAAGGAAUUUUCAAUACUGUACAAUAUUUUCCCCAAUAUUUAAGGAUCUGGCAAGAUAAAAAAAAGUUAAAAAUGAUGUUUUGAUCUCUGAUUCAAACGAAAUGUUUUUCCCCAUUUAUUUUAAAAGCUUGUUUUUAUUAAAA
Eutrema salsugineum is the source of this 1570-nucleotide messenger RNA. Its product is annotated as endoplasmic reticulum-Golgi intermediate compartment protein 3. Gene Ontology annotation, cellular component: endoplasmic reticulum; COPII-coated ER to Golgi transport vesicle. The record is from RefSeq and is a predicted model, not a curated record. The coding region runs from base 226 to 1386 and encodes 386 amino acids. The transcript has 13 exons. NCBI's taxonomy places the organism in Eukaryota, Viridiplantae, Streptophyta, Magnoliopsida, Brassicales, Brassicaceae.